GCGGAGUAGCACAGGGUAGACCGCCAUCUUUGUUAGGGGCAGAAGCCUCCGCUUACGGAGCGCGAGAGAGUCCAUGACGGUCCCGGCGGCUCCAGGGCUAGAGAUGACGGCUCUUGAGACGGGGCGGAGUCCCGGCGGCAGCGGGCGUUGGGCAGUGCGUGGAAGUGGGAAUCGUUAGGUUCGUCCCGGACGCGGCGCCCCAUGGCCCAGGCAUCUCGUUCUGGUGGCCUUCUGCCUCCGCUUCCUACCGUGCCGCCGUUGAGGGCGCAACCCGGAGGCGCCGUGGAGGAGCAGUGGGAGAGAAGGCAGGCGGGGACUCUUGGCGGGGACUUUCGUAGCUGGUCGUGGCUGCCGGUUGCCAGGAGCAUCCCCUGCCUAGACCCGCGGCCCGGUGGAGCCCGGGGAGGGGGGCCGUGGUGGGCGGCGCCGGCGGACGCCAGAGAGCACCACGACGAGGGCGCGGCGGACUGGUGGCGGGAGGCGGCAGGCGGCCGCCCGAUCCCUCCCGCGCUGCAGCGUCUCCGGGCGGUGUUGCUGCGGCUGCAUCGCGAGCGGGAGCAGCUCCUCCAAGCCCGGGACUACGCCCGCCACCUACAGGCGGCCGUGCGCCUCCUGAGGAUCAUGAGUGCCAGCGCGCCGGGCCCCGACCCCGGCCUCUGGCCGCAGCUGUGCCGGGACCUGCUACCGCACCCCUCCCGAGGAGCUGUGCUGCGAAUCGGCCUACGGGAAACUCCCGUACCGUUACUCCUGGCGCGCCCUAUCGGACUGGCCGCCCAGCGCCUGGAUGCUGCCAUCGAGAUGCAGCUUCGGGCUCUGGGUCGGGAGGCGGCCAGCACCGGCUUGUCUUCCCAACUUGCCGACGUGCUGCUGGCGCUUCCCGCCUACCAUCAGCUGCAGGAAAAAGCCUUGAGCCAUGUCCCUGGGGCAGCGCGCCCUUUCCCGCCCGCCCGUGUGCUCCGCCUCCUGACGGGGGAGCGGGGUUGCCAGGUGGCGGGUCAGCUAGGUGAGGCGCUCAAGGGAGCGGGCUUGCGGGAUCAGCUCCGCAGUCGGUGCCAAGAAGAGCGGGAGCUGCUGCCGGGGCUGCUGGGGCUGCUAGGGGGCGUGGCGGAUUCAACCACCAGUGGACUGGGGCUUGAAGGGGCUGGAGCCCUGUGGAGCCGGUACUGGACCCUGCUGUGGGCAGCUUGUGCUCAGAGUCUGGACCUAAGUCUAGGACCCUGGAGGGACCGAAGGGCAGCGGCACAACAGCUGAGUCAGGCACUGGGUCAGGCAUCCCUGCCUCAGGAGUGUGAGAAGGAGUUGGCUUCUUUGUGUCGCAACCUAUUUCAUCAGUCUCUUACCUGGAGCUGGGACCAAGGCUUCUGCCAGGCCUUGGGAUCUGCUGGUGAAGAUCAGAGCAGCCUUGCCUCAUCCUCUCAUACCACUGAACUUUUGCAACAGCUCUUCCCUCCUCUCUUGGAUGCCCUUCGAGAACCCAGGUCAGGGUUGCUCCUCUGUCAGCCUCCAGGUCCCGCACCACUUGCUCUGGGGCUCUGUACCCUGCAGACCACCUUGGUCUGGUUUCUGGGCAAAACUCAGCAGCAUCUGGCAGCGUGGGCCCCAGGUUCCUUCCUGGUCCUGAUCCAGAAGAACUUACCUCCUCUAUUGCAUGAGGCAGCAGCUCUGUCUAGAGUGGCGGCAGAAGAAAGUUUGGGCCUGGAAGUGGAGCAGCAACUGGGCCUGGAGAUCCAGAAGCUAACUUCACAGAUCCAGCUCCUGCCUGAGGAGUCACUAAGUCUCUUUUUUCAAGAAUGUCAUAAACAAGCCACACAGGGCUUCGAAAUCUACAUGCCACAGGGUCGGUACUGGCGGCAUCGUCUCUCUCCGGAACUCCCCAGCAUUCCUAGUGAGUAUGCUGGGUUGGUGGUUCGCACUGUCCUGGAGCCUGUGUUGCAAGGAUUGCAGGGAUUGCCACCUCAAGCGCAGGCCCCUGCCCUUGGCCAGGCACUGACAGCCAUCCUGGGUGCCUGGCUUGACCACAUCCUGGCGCACGGGAUCCGGUUCAGCCUGCAGGGGGCGCUGCAGCUUAGACAAGACUUUGGAGUGGUCCGCCAGUUGUUGGAGGAGGAACAGUGGGGCCUGUCCCCGGAACUUCGCCAGGCUCUGCUCACGCUCAGCAUCUUCCAGAGGCUGGAUGGUGCCCUGCUGUGUCUAUUCCAGCAGCCCCUGCCUAAGUCUGAGGUGCAGAGGAGGCCUCCCUGUUGCUGUACAUGCAAUGAGGUCCAGUCCAUCGAACUGCCUAGCAGCAGCCUGAACAGCCUAGAAAGCUUGGAGCCCCCUCUUCGGCCUGGAGCACCCCCAGCUCAGACAGCUCAGCUGCUAAGCACACUGUGGGGAGGGGGACCUAGCCCAGAGGCUUACCUGGUGGGAAAUCAGCAGGCCUGGCUGGCCCUGAGGCAGCACCAGCGCCCACGUUGGCACUUGUCUUUUCUUUCCUGCCUGGGGAUCAGUCCUGAAUCCUAAGGAGCCUAGCACCAGGAUCCACAAAGUCAGAGCUCCCCAACUCUGGCUUGGAAAGCCCAAAUAUUUAGAACUGCAUAUUAAAAAAGCCUACAUUUGGGAGCUUAGAAGAAAGGCUACCUGAGAACCACAAGCUACACAGAACCUGGACUUAAAGUGAAGCAUCCGUGAUCACUCCAGUGCCUGCAAUCCAGAGUAAAGGGCCAAACCACAGCCUGGAACCUGGAGGUCAGCAUCCGUGGGAGGCUCAGGCCUAGUACCCCAACAGUGAAGACCUCUCAGGACUCGCACUGGGAGAAGGGCCACAGCGUUGGAUCCCAGAGGAAAGGGAAAGGGAAAAAGCAGUACAGAGAGACCAGGAUGCCACUUCCUUUUAAGUCCUAGGAGCCAAGCUAAACACAAAGUUAGUUCAUCAGGAACCACAGAGGUGGAAUAGGCAUUUCUACACUUAGAUCAGUACCAGGAGUUGUAUUACCCUCCACUCCCCGUCUCGUAACUAUUUUCAGUCACUUAAGAAUACUGGGCUAAAGGACCUUCACGUUUAAAUUGCCGUUACUCAGAGUUCAACAAGUUUAAUCUUCAAUUACCUGAGUAGGGUCCCCCCGACCCCCCGUAGCUAUAUAAUCCCUGCCAUGGUAGUGUCCCCACCGAAGGGACCAGCGCUUAAGAUGGUGUUAACCUAGAUCUGGCACAGCAGCGUACGGCGUACGGAAGGGGUAAAGGCUGCAGGAGACGGACGUGUUACCGCAGCCAGGCACAAGGGCUUCUGCACUAUUUAUUGUCUUCACCGUGGUACAAGAGGUC
This is a messenger RNA of Lontra canadensis (Northern American river otter), 3303 nucleotides long. It is a transcript of the gene CCDC142, whose product is annotated as coiled-coil domain containing 142. The transcript has 9 exons. Lineage: Eukaryota; Metazoa; Chordata; Mammalia; Carnivora; Mustelidae. The record is from RefSeq and is a predicted model, not a curated record. Bases 202 to 2502 code for a protein of 766 amino acids.